Molecule: messenger RNA, 417 nt
Organism: Mycosarcoma maydis (corn smut)
Lineage: Eukaryota; Fungi; Basidiomycota; Ustilaginomycetes; Ustilaginales
Exons: 1
Coding region: 1-417 (138 amino acids)
Source: RefSeq, a predicted model, not a curated record
AUGUCAGCAAACGUUUCGAAAGCGUUGCAGCGGUGGGAUCAGAACGUUGGGGAUACUGCAGACCUGACGUGCGAGCGUGAAAUGCGUGUUGAGGCAAUGCGUCGGCAAUCUCUGAAUCUCGGUAAUGUAAAGACCGACCGACGCCACACUAAUGCGCCGAUGGCGUUGAAAAGAAGGUCUCAGAGAGUUCUCAUAGCUAGGCAGGUACCCGGACAUUCGGAGGCAGAUACUGUAUGCAGUCUUGUGCCAAUGAGCGAAAGCGAUAAACAAAGCGAGAACCAGUCCAAUGGUGCAAUUUCCUUAAACGAAUUUGACGGCAGCAGCGAUGGACACCAAGCGAAGCAAAUAGGCAUUUCCGACAUUUGUGAUUGCUUGACAGCUGCAGUCACGAGUCGUGAGUGGCCGUUGGCAGGCUGA